CGGGUGACAAGGAUCCCGUCCGUAUCUCGCAGCUCACAACCCAGUGGCUCAUCCAGUGGCUGAUCCUGGUGGUGACUGGCUCAUGACUUUGAUGCGACGUCACUGCCAGCCGUCGACGCUUCGUUGUUCCUUUUUUUCUCAUUUUCGCUCACAGUCCAGCACCAGUCGAGACAUAGUGUUGACGAUUCGUUGCUUCACCGUAACCCAACAACUGGAUAUAAACCGAGACCAUGCCCCGUGGCUGAUUGUGUCUCUACCAAACCAUCACAGAACAAACAACGACACCCCCCCCAUAAGCAGGCUCCUACACCAUGGGCGAUCCAGGCAGGAGCUUUAGCACCCAGGUUCACCACGAGUUCCAAGGCAAAUGGGCCCUCAACCGCCGCCGGACCCGAUCACUGAGCAUCAAACUCCCUGACCGCUUCGACAUUGGAACCACCCUCAGUGUAAGUCCAUUCCUAACAUCGACAGAAACCCCCGUGAAAGACGUCCUACGUCCAUUUGCUGUGGAUCUCGGCUCGCUGGUCCAUUACUCAAAACCGCUUUUAACUUUGCCUUCUCACUCACAGGAGUACUGGGCUGGCCUUGCCAUCGAAGAAGAAAGCGACAGAGCACUCAAGAUUGGGAUUGCGAUCCAUGAUGGAACGUAUGGCAUUGACUUCGCGGUUCAUCGCAUCUCCCUGGACGAAGAGGAAGAGCGCGAGAGGAGUGGAGAUGGCGACUGGGUGGCAGACCACAUCAUUGAGGAGCUGUCCCACUACAGGAGGCAACAUGUGUGCAAGAUUCUCGGUGCCGGAGUCAUUGCGAGCGUUCACGAAAAGAGCCCAAACUUAUGCUCGAGGCUUUGGUCCGAGCUGGACAUUGUACCUAUGUUGGUCACGUCCAACCCGCUUGUACAGGCUGGCAGCAGAGGAGUGAGAUCUCAACGGGUGGAUGAAAUUGCCGAUUCAGCAGCCAGGAAGUGUCUCGCCCUAUAUGCUCCUACGAAGCAACCGCGUUUGUCGAUCAGCUUCCAGAACCAAGUCGAAGUCGAUUUGGGAGGUACUAUUCAGCUGACCACCAUCGACGACUACAAGGCAUCCGUCCGAGAGCCAACCUGGCGGGCGGUGCAGAAACACAUCCAAGACGUUGUCGACCGCAAGCUCAGAGUUGUCUUUUUCAGCGCAACACCCCAGGGAGGCGGAGUGGCUCUGAUGCGACACGCUCUGCUUCGAUUCCUGCGACUCUACAACGUGAACGUCGAGUGGUUUGUGCCCAAACCCAGACCCGACGUUUUCCGAAUCACCAAAACAAAUCACAAUAUCUUGCAGGGAGCCGUUCCUCCCGAAAUUCGAGCAUCAGACGAGCAGCUAGGCAAAAUCAAAGAGUGGAUUGUCGACAAUGCCGAUCGGUACUGGCUCGGCGAGGGAGGGCCACUUCUUGCUCCCGAGGACGGCGGUGCCGACGUCAUCAUCAUCGACGACCCUCAGAUGCCAGAGCUCAUUCCCAUUGCGAAGAAGCUGGCACCAGAGCGGCCGAUCAUUUUCCGAUGCCAUAUUGAAGUCCGCGACGACCUGGUCCUCGAGGACGGCAGCGCCGCUCAGCAUGUUUGGCGCAAUAUGUGGUCUAGCAUCAAACAGGCCGACAUCUUCCUCAGCCAUCCGGUGCGGUCCUUCGUCCCACCUGAUGUUCGCAAGGAGACUCUAGGCUGGCUUCCAGCAACCACCGACUGGCUUGACGGUCUUAACAAGACCAUGGAUGACUGGGAUCUGCAGUAUUACUUGCAUAUUCUCAGGCAGGUUUGUCAGGCGCAAAGUCUCCCGCAGCUUGCAUACCCGGACCGCGGCUACUUCACACAAAUCGCGCGGUUUGAUCCCUCAAAGGGGAUUCCCGACGUUAUCAGGAGCUACGCCAAGUUCCGAGAGAUGGUGAAAGACAAACCCAAGGAGAAGAUCCACCAGUUGGUGCUCUGUGGGCACGGGUCGGUGGACGAUCCUGAUGCGACGCUGAUCUAUGAAGAGACCAUGAGUUUGAUUCUAACAGAGUUCCCCGACUUGGUCGAGGACAUCAUUGUCGUUCGACUGGGCCCGAGCGAUCAGAUCUUGAACGCCAUCAUGUCGCUUUGCACCGUCGCUCUGCAGCUAUCAACACGAGAGGGAUUCGAAGUCAAGGUCUCGGAAGCUUUGCAUAAGGUAAAUGGCAAACCAAUCAUUGCGACCCUCGCCGGUGGUAUUCCGCUUCAGGUGGAGGACGGCAAGAGCGGUUACCUUGUCCAACGUGGCGAUCACGAGACUGUUGCGAAGCAUCUAUACAACCUGGUCAACGACAAGGACCUGUACACCCGCAUGAGCGAAUAUGCAAGGACACAUGUCAGUGACGAAGUGCACACCGUUGGGAACGCCCUCAGUUGGAUGUACCUUGCCUCCAGCGUGGCAGGCGGAAAGUCACUGAAACCGAACGAGAGAUGGAUCAACGACCUGGCCCGAGAGGCUGCCGGAGAACCAUAUAAAGAUGACGAGCCACGGUUACCGCGGCACCUCUCCACUUGAUGGACGUCUUGUAACUCUAUGUGUGGGCGUUGCGGGCGAAACGGCUUCAACCUUUAUUCUCCUACUCACUCAUUCAAACUUCAGGCAUCUACAACAGACUGCAACACAUGGGUCAACAAUUUCCUAAUUCCCGCCGACCGGGCUGUGGCUGGAGGCGACUAGACUGGGAAUACUGGAUCCCUCAGAAGAGGGAUAGAGAGAACAAACAACAAGAGAAAGAGUAGAAGCAAGAGCAAGAGAACACGAGGACUUGGGAGCGGCGGCAGACUUGUUGAUAUACAUGCCGCAUGCAAGCCAGUCUCCGACUCUGUACAUCCGAGUCAACAUGGCGGAUGGAUGGGCCACGGCGGUUUCGUUUUCUUCACAAACUCGAGUAACGGCCAAUGACACAAUCAUGUACAAACACGUGGCUAUUGUUGUAAUUGCUCAGAAAUCAGAUGCGCGGCCCAUGCUGACUGUGGAGGUGCAUGUGAGGCUGUAUCUUGGGUGAAAUCGUCCCUCUGCUUCCCGGCACUGCCGAGCCUUGAUAUGCUCCGCGCCUUCGCCUGAUG
Messenger RNA from Cladophialophora immunda, 3079 nucleotides. RefSeq lists its product as uncharacterized. Gene Ontology annotation, molecular function: glycosyltransferase activity. NCBI's taxonomy places the organism in Eukaryota, Fungi, Ascomycota, Eurotiomycetes, Chaetothyriales, Herpotrichiellaceae. The record is from RefSeq and is a predicted model, not a curated record. Bases 312 to 2528 code for a protein of 738 amino acids. The transcript has 5 exons.